Messenger RNA from Yamadazyma tenuis ATCC 10573, 1002 nucleotides. RefSeq lists its product as uncharacterized. NCBI's taxonomy places the organism in Eukaryota, Fungi, Ascomycota, Pichiomycetes, Serinales, Debaryomycetaceae. Gene Ontology annotation, molecular function: lipid binding. Gene Ontology annotation, cellular component: actin cortical patch; medial cortex; mating projection tip. Gene Ontology annotation, biological process: endocytosis; plasma membrane tubulation; actin cortical patch localization. The record is from RefSeq and is a predicted model, not a curated record.
AUGGAUUUCAGUGGAAUCAAAUUUAGUGACUUUAAGUCCAGGAUAGAGAGCAUCAAAUAUCCGUACCUGAUUGACUGGAAUGGGCUCAAGAUUAUACCACAGCUGUUCAGAAGGAAAGCCAAAAUUGGGGUCUUCACAAUCGAUGAACAGUUUGAUGAGCUACACAGAACUUUGGGGAUAGUGGAGGCUAGUAUCAAAAACUUAAUUAAGUACAGUGACAUGUACACAGCCAACGUUACUUUGCAAUUAAAACUGGCCAAAGAAAUUGGUGACUUGUUUUCUUCACUUUGUGAUCCAUACAUUAGCUUUGAUCAACAAACAAGAAAUGAAGUUAAAGACAUGUCUUUGGACAAAAUUGUCAACCGGUUGUUCACUUCAGAAGAUCAGACCAAAGAAUUCAUGUCCCAAUGCUUCCACUUUAAAGUCACUGAAAGCUUUAUUGUUAAAGUUCAAGAGCUUAUUGAAGUUGUAGGUGAUCCAACUGAAGUCUCCAAGACAAUCACUAGCAAGUGCCAAGUUUGUUUGUUCCUAUUAGAGAACAUCAAGAGAUUUGUCAGGAAAAGAAACCAUGCUUUGGAUAAUUACGAUUAUGUGGUCAGCCAGAUUGAAUUGUUGUUGAAAAAGAGCAAGGAAAAGUUCCAGGAGCUCAGUGUCAAGGAAUCACAGAAACUUUUUAAUUUGCAAAGAAGACUAGAAGUUCUAAGACUGGAGUAUGAUACCAUCAACACCCUCCUCUUGAAAGAACUUCCUAGUUUCUUUCACAUGGUGGACCUGCUUUUAAGUCCCAUAAAGUACUUAUUGUACUACAACCAGUUGAUUUUCAAUUAUCAAACCAUAUCAAAAAUGUUAGAGUUUCAAGAAAAGUCCAGAAUCGCUCUUCAAUGGGAUUUGGACUCCAUCGAUAUAACAGAAUUUCAGCAGAGAAUCGAAAGUCUCUCUCUUCUACAAACCACACGAUCAGUCUCAAAUAUGGAAAUAUUUGAAGACUCUCCCAAAAAGUAG